UCUUCGCGGCACCCCGUCGUCGCGUCGCGCUCGGCCCGUCGUGCACCGCGCGGGUCAGUCGGCGGCCGGACCGGGAAGAUGGAUGCGGCCACUCUGACCUAUGACACCCUCCGGUUUGCUGAGUUUGAGGAUUUCCCUGAGACGUCGGAGCCUGUGUGGAUACUGGGGAGAAAGUACAGCCUUUUCACAGAGAAGAACGAGAUCCUGUCUGAUGUGGCAUCGAGACUUUGGUUUACCUAUAGGAAAAACUUCCCAGCCAUUGGAGGCACGGGCCCCACUUCAGACACAGGCUGGGGCUGCAUGCUGCGCUGUGGUCAGAUGAUCUUCGCUCAAGCCCUGGUGUGUCGGCACUUGGGUCGAGAUUGGCGGUGGACACAGCGAAAGAGGCAGCCUGACAGCUACUUCAGUGUCCUGCAUGCCUUCAUUGACAGAAAAGACAGCUACUACUCUAUCCACCAGAUAGCGCAAAUGGGUGUUGGCGAAGGCAAGUCGGUUGGCCAGUGGUAUGGGCCUAACACCGUGGCCCAGGUCCUCAAGAAGCUGGCCGUCUUUGACACGUGGAGCUCACUGGCAGUCCACAUAGCUAUGGACAACACCGUGGUGAUGGAGGAGAUCAGAAGGUUGUGCAGGACUGGUCUUCCCUGUGCAGGGGCAGCUGCCCCACCUGCUGGCACUGACUGGCAGUGCAAUGGGUUUCCUGCGGGUGCUGAGGUGACCAGUAGGCCACCGUGGAGACCCCUGGUACUUCUCAUCCCACUACGCCUGGGGCUCACGGACAUCAACGAGGCCUACGUGGAAACUCUGAAGCAUUGUUUCAGGAUGCCCCAGUCUCUAGGAGUGAUUGGAGGGAAGCCCAACAGCGCCCACUACUUCAUUGGCUAUGUGGGAGAGGAGCUUAUCUACCUGGACCCCCACACGACUCAGCCAGCCGUGGAGCUGACAGACAGUUGCAUCAUCCCUGAUGAGAGCUUCCACUGCCAGCACCCUCCAUGCAGGAUGAACAUCGGGGAGCUUGACCCGUCCAUUGCUGUGGGGUUCUUCUGUAAGACUGAGGAUGACUUCGACGACUGGUGCCAACAAGUCAGGAAGCUGUCCUUGCUGGGAGGCGCCCUGCCCAUGUUUGAGUUAGUGGAGCAGCAGCCGGCUCACCUUGCCUGCCCUGAUGUUCUGAACCUGUCCCUAGAAUCUUCUGAUGCGGAGCGACUGGAAAGAUUCUUUGAUUCAGAAGAUGAAGACUUUGAGAUCUUGUCCCUUUGAGAAUCCUCUGGUCACUGGAUGCCGAGUGUUGGCUCUGCUGGAGCACCGUCCGCCUGCCCACCUGUGCCCUGGGAAGCACGUGCCUGCCAGAGGAGCUGUCAGAGGUCCCUGCUCCACCUGGCUGUUCUCGUCGGCUUCUGUGCUGCUGCUUGCUGGAGCCCAGGCCUCUGGUUGGUUGGGAAUUAAAGCCUGGUUCAAAGUUGCUCCAGACACGAGUUUGAGCCCGUCCCAGUCAUGGGUGGAAGCUCUUCAGGCUGGCACACAAGGGACGUGGUGGCGGCACCAGGACCUUGGUUUUGUGUGGUUUCUCAAGGAUUACCUCGUGGGAGACUGGGUUUAGUGUGUCACAGCACGAGCCAUGUGGGAUGGUCAGAGCAGGCUACCUGCCUACACUGCAUGGUGGCUUAUGUCCCACUCAUGUCCUGUUAUUUUCUGUAUUUUGGAACCAAAGGUAUGGUCUUGGACCUGCAUUACUUGAGCAGCAUGAGUGUCUCUCCUGGGAGAGUUGCUUUCUGUGCACUCACAGAUUGUAGAUGGAUGGGGUGCUCAGCAGAGGACAGCUGGACUGCUACCCAGGACCAGAGCUGUGUGUGGCCAGUAGUUCUGGCCAGACCAGUGAGCAGCAAAGAACUCCCCAAACAAGUCUAAUUUAUUUUCUCUUCCACAUUUCCUCUUUGCCUCCCUCAUCCUCUACAAGUGGAGCAGCAGGCAGUUAGGGCUGUUCCCACUCUCCCAGGGUCUCCCUGCAGCCUCUGCUCCAGCCCGGCCUGAGGGGAGCUCUGUGGUCAGGAAAACCCUGACUUCUCAGUAGUAUAGGCUGCUGUUCUCAAUGAUAAAUAAUAAAAUUUCAGUAGAAAACA
Messenger RNA from Ochotona curzoniae (black-lipped pika), 2117 nucleotides. It is a transcript of the gene ATG4B, whose product is annotated as autophagy related 4B cysteine peptidase. The transcript has 13 exons. The coding region runs from base 79 to 1257 and encodes 392 amino acids. Lineage: Eukaryota; Metazoa; Chordata; Mammalia; Lagomorpha; Ochotonidae. Gene Ontology annotation, molecular function: protein-phosphatidylethanolamide deconjugating activity. The record is from RefSeq and is a predicted model, not a curated record.